ACGAAAACACCUGCCAAUCUAGAACCAGCGGCCACUUCGACCUCACGCCAUUUCAUCGCCUCCCUGUCGUUCCAUGUCGGCUCGCCCCGUCAACACCCUCCCUCUCGCCCUCGAUCGAUCAUCUGGUGCAUGAAAACAAUCCUCGUCGCCUACCCGCCACCAUGCUGGCUCUUCGGGAUCAAGAGAACUUGGUACACGCCCAUCAAACCGUCGCCGCCUCUAAGCCUCUGAACCAGGGCGGGAAACAACUGCAGCCAAAGACCCCGGGAGCUCGAGCCCCGAAAACCCCCUUCAAAGUCCCGCUGAAUGAUGAGAACGACCCGUUGGCCUUUGGAAAGAAAACCGUGAAGGGCACCGGUAAACAGAAGGAGAACGCGAAGCCAUCGGUGAAGGAUGCGUUUGUUACUCCAUUGGCAGACCCUCGUCAACGCGCCCCCUUGGGCAUGAAAACGACCAAUGCCAAAGCCAAGGGAUUACAGACCCCCGCCCCUCCCGCGGGGACCGUGAAGCCGGAAAGAACCACGAAAAGAGGCUCUACGCAGAGAGCAAAGAAGUUCACUCCCCUGGUCGAGCAGAGCCAAAGCAAGGUUCAGGAUAAGCCAGCUCAGGACGAUGUCCCCGACAUCGAAUACAUGCCGCCUAAACCCAAAGAGCUCCCUGACAUUCCUGACGACAUCACUUACGACACUACUUUCCCCCAAUUUAAACCGAAGAACUUUGCCCUGGGCCUGGAGAGCGUGUAUGGCGAUAACGAGAUUGGAAAUGAUGGUCUUACGAAAAGAGAGCGCAAACUGCAGGAGGAUUCGGUCGCAUGCGACAAAAUGAUGGAUGAGAUGAUCCUCGAACAAAUUGAGAAUAUUGCAUUUGAGGAAGCCGACAGAACGAAGAGCCACGACGAGUCUUUACCGAAGGAAACCUCAAGGGCCCACCGUGUGCGAGCUCCAACCACGAGGAUCAAGCAAACCAGCAAUAUUUCGACUGUGCGGGCUCGGGACGCCGCCGCCGCUCUUUCGGGUACCGACCGGUCCAUUCCACGAACGAGGCAGGCUGUCAAUCCCAAGGUCAAACCGAGGGUGACUUCGUCCCUAUUUUCGUCUCGAAAGCCACGCGCUCCCACCAAUCCAUCGUCCAUGCGCCAUACGGCGGCGAUUUCGAGCUCCCGAACCACCGUUGGAUACACCAAAGGCCGGGACGUGUCGUCGAGAUUGCAUGGCAAGCCGUCCGAUGCCGUAGCGCCACCCGUCGCCAAAGGAAUCCUAUCGCCCGAGACCUAUGUGCAGCCCGUCGAGGUACCAUCUGACACAGAAUUAGAUGCGGGCUUUGGCGAACAGGAAACGGACGUCGUGCCUGGGGACGUUGAGAACGUGCUUCCGACCUACGAGGAAGACGAAGAAUCGCAGAAUUUCCAGCUGACGCUUUGAAGUCGAGACACUAUCACUCUCCAGGUUAACAUUUACGGUUAUGUUUAUUCUCAAUCCGGCGCAGGAUGGGUCCACACGGUUCGGGGUUGGAUGGCAGGCAACGGGGCGUUUCAUAAUGCUGUACGACGAUACUCUGAUUAUUAUUGAUUUGAUAGUUGGUACUUUGGGUCAGGUGCGGGCCGGUAUCAACCGGUACCGCUACCUUCCACGGUUGCUUCCGCGGGUGUAAUCAUACGGUACCGUCGAGGUACCAGUACUUUUGAGAUACCUCCGUCGUAGUCCUCCGUAGUUACGCUCACCGCUCCAGCUCAGGCAG
This is a messenger RNA of Aspergillus steynii IBT 23096, 1737 nucleotides long. RefSeq lists its product as uncharacterized. The transcript is spliced from 3 exons. The record is from RefSeq and is a predicted model, not a curated record. Lineage: Eukaryota; Fungi; Ascomycota; Eurotiomycetes; Eurotiales; Aspergillaceae. The coding region runs from base 162 to 1421 and encodes 419 amino acids.